Messenger RNA from Amphimedon queenslandica, 440 nucleotides. RefSeq lists its product as uncharacterized. NCBI's taxonomy places the organism in Eukaryota, Metazoa, Porifera, Demospongiae, Haplosclerida, Niphatidae. The transcript has 3 exons. The coding region runs from base 13 to 378 and encodes 121 amino acids. The record is from RefSeq and is a predicted model, not a curated record.
CAUAGCAUCUGUAUGAAAUUUCCUGAUAGUCAAUUCUGUUUCUGGUAUCUUGUCUUUGCUCUUGCUAUCUUAUUUAUUUCAGAUUUAAAGUAUUGUCUCUGUUUUACCACUGCUAUGACACAAGUCUCUAUGCACCUUCAUUUUGUUACAACUAGUGUCAUCAGUACUGACAGUAAUGUGGUCCUUUUGCCAUGGACUAUUAUUCAGUUUAAUGAAUCCUAUUCCGUUCUUGAUUUUUUCUUGGUUGCAGUUAAACCUUGGCUAGACAAUGAGGACUGUACUUUACAUUCAGCAAGAUUCGGCCAUGAGAUGCAUUCACUUGUUCAUGUUGAUACUAAUUUACCUCUUAUUGCCAUUGUACCAUCUCAUGGAAAAUAACUUCAAUUUAAAGUCAACAUACCAAAUAUUCGUGCCACUCAGGAUGUUACUAUUCAGGAAGA